Molecule: messenger RNA, 2367 nt
Organism: Phoenix dactylifera (date palm)
Lineage: Eukaryota; Viridiplantae; Streptophyta; Magnoliopsida; Arecales; Arecaceae
Product: T-complex protein 1 subunit gamma
Biological process (GO): protein folding
Molecular function (GO): ATP-dependent protein folding chaperone; ATP hydrolysis activity; ATP binding
Source: RefSeq, a predicted model, not a curated record
AAGACAACAGUAAGGUGCGGGGGCAAGGGUUUUGCUCUCUGUCGCUCCGAAGCGCCAAGAACCAUCGAGUCUACCCGGGCGUCGCUGUCCCAAGAACGAACGCCGCCAUUUUAGGCAUCGCCUCCAGAAGGACAAAAGGCCAUUCUCGGAAUCCAUCUCUCUUCUCUCCAGUCAUGCACGCCCCGGUCCUCGUCCUCAAAGAUUCUUUAAAACGGGAAUCUGGAAGUAAGGUGCACCAUGCCAACAUCCAAGCAUCUAAGGCUGUGGCUGACAUAAUCCGUACUACUUUGGGUCCUCGAUCUAUGUUGAAGAUGCUUCUUGAUGCUGGAGGAGGUAUUGUUGUUACUAAUGAUGGAAAUGCUAUCCUACGUGAGUUGGAUCUUGCCCAUCCAGCUGCUAAGUCAAUGAUUGAACUAAGCCGCACACAAGAUGAAGAAGUGGGGGAUGGCACAACAUCUGUCAUUGUUCUUGCUGGUGAAAUGCUUCAUGUUGCGCAAGCUUUCAUUGAAAAAAACUAUCAUCCUACAAUUAUCUGUCGAGCUUAUAAUAAAGCUCUCGAGGAUGCAAUAUCAGUUAUUGACAAGAUUGCAAUGCCCAUUGAUGUGAAUGAUCGUGCCACAACGCUGGGUCUGGUAAAAAGUUGUAUAGGUACAAAAUUUACCGGACAAUUUGGUGACCUAAUUGCUGAUCUUGCCAUUGAUUCUACCACAACAGUUGGUGUGGACCUUGGCCAAGGUGUGCGUGAGGUGGACAUCAAAAAGUAUAUAAAAAUUGAGAAGGUUCCUGGUGGCCAGUUGGAGGACUCUAAGGUUCUUAAAGGAGUUAUGAUUAACAAAGAUGUUGUUGCCCCUGGAAAAAUGAGAAGGAAAAUAUUGAACCCGCGUAUCAUUCUCCUUGACUGCCCCCUUGAGUAUAAGAAAGGAGAAAAUCAAACUAAUGCUGAGUUGGUAAAAGAAGAAGAUUGGGAAGUUUUGCUGAAGAUGGAAGAGGAAUAUAUAGAGAAUCUCUGUAUGCAGGUACUGAAGUUCAAACCUGACUUGGUUAUAACGGAAAAAGGGCUCAGCGAUCUUGCAUGCCAUUAUUUAAGCAAGGCUGGUGUCAGUGCUAUCCGAAGAUUGAGGAAGACAGACAACAAUAGGAUUGCUAAGGCUUGUGGAGCAGUGAUUGUAAAUAGGCCAGAGGAGCUUCAAGAAUCUGAUGUUGGAACAGGAGCUGGGCUAUUUGAGGUCAAGAAAUUUGGUGAUGAGUUCUUUGCAUUUGUUGUGGACUGCAAAGAUCCAAAAGCAUGUACUGUUCUUUUAAGAGGUGCAAGUAAGGAUCUCUUAAACGAGGUUGAGAGAAACUUGCAGGAUGCCAUGUCGGUAGCACGGAACAUAUUGAAAAACCCAAAACUCCUUCCUGGAGGUGGUGCCACGGAGUUAACAGUAUCUGCAGCAUUGAAACAGAAGAGUUCAUCAAUUGAAGGUAUUGAAAAGUGGCCCUAUGAAGCUGCUGCUGUAGCUUUUGAGGCUAUCCCACGAACCUUGGCUCAAAAUUGUGGGGUGAAUGUUAUUCGGACAAUGACUGCUCUCCAAGGAAAGCAUGCUAAUGAAGAAAAUGCAUGGGUUGGCAUUGAUGGAAACACGGGUGCCAUUGUUGAUAUGAAAGAGACAAAGAUAUGGGACUCUUACAAUGUUAAGGCACAAACAUUUAAGACAGCUAUUGAGGCUGCUUGCAUGAUUUUGAGGAUUGAUGAUAUUGUGAGUGGGAUAAAGAAAAAGCAGGCUCCUGGAGCUGGCCCAACCCCAUCAAAACCUAAGAUAGAGGAAGAAGGAGAUGCAGACAACGAGCAGAUACUUCCGGAGUAGAAUAUGAAAUUUGUUUAUUUGCUCACUGGAGUGUUUGAAUACCUGGGUGUGCGUGCUUGUUCUCUCAUCAGCAGAGAAGUUUUAUCAGGGAUCCAAUGGAGCAUUCAGUCAGGUGCCAUUUUGUUGACAAAUUUGUUUUCUUAGGUCAGUUUCACUCCUUGAGGACUACCAAGAUUGUCAUGUGUUGUUAUUUUGGAACCAAUGACAGUUCAUCUCAUCAUGGUUUGUUUACCACAGCUGGUUUGUUCGCCCAUCUGUUGGAAACCCCAGCAAGGAGCGUGUUGCGAUGCGAGGGCAGCAUAAGAACAUGUGGUUCUGUGUUUUGUUUUCAAUUCACCUGUGUAGAAUGAGACUUCAAAAAUUAUUCAACUGCCAUCAACUGAGUUUUAGUUGCGGAAGUGUUUUAGUUUUAACAAUGCUUACCUGAAAUUGUGUGAAACAUUUUGGUUUCUGGCAGGUAUGUGUGAGCCAGGUAUUUAGUUGAAAUCAUAUGGGUAAUGGAAGUCUUUCAUAAAAGAAA